UGUUGUUAGUUUUUGUCGACGCAGUUCUCUGGACACAUACUGAAGGAAAUUCUCUUUUUCACAGGCGAUUUUUUUUUGUGAGAAUUUUGUCAGAAAAUAAAUAAAUAUAGUAUAAAGAAUAUAAACAAAUUGUAAUAAAUAAAUAUGGCCGAAGAAAAUAAAACACAAUUAGAUGAUAUAAAUAAGCAGAUAUUUGAUAAACUUGCGGCCAACGAUAAGGAUGGUUUCAAGCAGCUGAUUGCACAAGUCAAAGGAGGUGUGAAUUUCGUAGACGAAAAUGGUAUGACACCACUGCAACAUGCCUGUUGCAAGGGCAACAAGGAGGCGGUACAAAUUUUGUUGGAUAUGGGAGCCUCUGUUGAUUUCAGUCAACAUGGAGCCAACUAUACACCUUUACAUUUUGCAGCCUUAUCUGGCAAUACGGAAAUUUGCACUAUGCUUUUGGAUGCUGGCAUCAACCCGAAUACCUUGAACAGUGUUAAUCGUACUGCCUCACAAAUGGCGGCAUUUGUGGGUAAUCAUGCCUGUGUGGAAACAAUAAACAAUUAUGUGUCCACAUCACAACUUGAGUAUUAUACACAACCCCAAGGUCUUCAGAAAGAACCACAUAUUCCGGCAGCAUUAUUAAAUGCCUUCCAUAAGUUUGUGGUAGAAACAAAUUUACAUCCCGUACGUAUUGUUCUAAACUUGCAAAACCUCGGAUUGCUUAAACAUCUGCCCGGUUUGCGUAAGGCUUUGGAGUUGAUGUGUGAAAAGGAAAUGAAAAAAUCCAGCGAUGUCAAUGAAUUAAUGGCUUUCAAAUAUCAUUAUCUACGCUGGAUCAUAUCGGAGUUGAUGCGUUGUGAGGAGCAGUGUAAGGCCCAGCGUAAAGAGAAACCAGCCACAAAUGCCGAAGAACCCAAUAAACAUGAUUUCGUUGAGAUGUUUAUCAAACGUGUUUUGAAAGAAAACAAAUUGGGUCAAUUGGAUUAUGUGGAAUUCACAGUACGCGAUUGUGUACGUGAAUUCCCCUUCAGAGAGUGCACCAUAUUCCGUCAGAUUGUCACUCAGCUGGCUGCCAAAGAUGCUCCCUCAGCAUUGAGCAUUCUACGUUCGGCCAUCAAUGGUCAACGCGCCUUUGUCGAUGAACUUUCCUAUUGCAGUUCCUGUGGCAAUGAAAAACCCGACAAGAAAUGUUCCAAAUGUAAAGCAGUGCAAUAUUGCGAUCGUGAGUGCCAACGUUUACACUGGUUUAUGCACAAGAAAACCUGUAACCGGCCGACAUCGAAUGCAACUAAUCCAACGACGGCCGCUAAGGGUCCCAUCGAUGCCCAAGAAUUGCGUGAAGAGUUGGCUCGCAUGACAGCCAGUUAAAUUUUAAGUCAGUGUGUGGUCGCCAAUGUACGUUGAACAUAUGAAUGAGAAGAAGAAGAAAUGAAGUUUUUAAUUUAAAUUUUUUUUUACAUACAUUUUUGCAUUUGUUUAAUGUACUUUAUUAAUUAUAAUCAUUAUUUAAACGUUUUGACACACUUCUUCCAUUUACUGAAUUUAUUUUCGUUAACAAAACGUUAAAAUUUAAAGAAAAUAAACAUUUUUGGGUUAAUUUUUUUUCUCAA
Messenger RNA from Lucilia cuprina (Australian sheep blowfly), 1595 nucleotides. Its product is annotated as ankyrin repeat and MYND domain-containing protein 2. The transcript has 2 exons. Lineage: Eukaryota; Metazoa; Arthropoda; Insecta; Diptera; Calliphoridae. Gene Ontology annotation, molecular function: protein binding. The coding region runs from base 145 to 1353 and encodes 402 amino acids. The record is from RefSeq and is a predicted model, not a curated record.